Auxenochlorella protothecoides is the source of this 1830-nucleotide messenger RNA. RefSeq lists its product as hypothetical. The record is from RefSeq and is a predicted model, not a curated record. The coding region runs from base 1 to 1830 and encodes 609 amino acids. The transcript is spliced from 4 exons. NCBI's taxonomy places the organism in Eukaryota, Viridiplantae, Chlorophyta, Trebouxiophyceae, Chlorellales, Chlorellaceae.
AUGCGGGACCUGGGCAACCGCCUGGCGCUCUACCGCGAGGCCGCGGAGCGGCAGGCGGGGCCGGGCGACGCGCCUGGGCGCACCUUCAUCGAGCGGUACGGGCAGUAUGCGGCCACGCUGGCGGAGAAGGUGGGCACCUUCCGCGAGAAGGAGGCCGCCACGCGCGACCGCUUCCGCUCGCACAUCGAGUGCUUCGUCCCAGGCGCGCUGCUGGAAGCCAUGGGCCUGGUCGCGCCGCCGCCGCACUGCCAGAUCCACGUGCCGGGCGACGCCGACGGCGCCGUGCUGGCCGUCGGCGUGGAGGACGUGUAUGCUUUCCAGCUGCCCUGGGACGCGUCGGCCAUGCUGCUGAGCAGCGGCGCCCGGUCCGCCCUGGCCGCCAAGGACGAGGUGGCGGGCGCGCUGGCGGCGCAGCUGCAGGCCGCGCGCGCCACGCUGGCCGCCUACGAGGCGCGCAUCGGCGAGCUGGAGGCCGCGCUGGGGGCGCAGCGUGGGGUGGAAAGCGCGGCCGGCGCGCAGAGCGGCACGCCGGCCCUGGGCUUGGGGGAGGGCGCGAUGCUUGGGCAGGAAGGGGACCGCCGGGGGGCCGACGCCGCGGGCGGCGGCGACGGCCAGCCCGGCGCGGCCACGCCCUUUGCGGCGGCGGGGGCGCAGGCGGGCGCGGCCGACGCGGCGCGGCUUGCAGCAGGCCGGCCGGCUCCGGUUCGCCGCCCACACGGCGCGCCGGGCUCGGGCGUGCCCGCGGCGGCGAGCCAGGCGGCGUCCGCCUCAUUCACGCCCUCGGGGGCGCUCGACGCGGGGUCGGGUCCCGCCGCCGGCGUGUCGCUGGGCGCGCUGUCCUCUUCGCCGGCCUUUCUUUCUGCGUGUGCGGCAGGGCCGACGGCAGGAGAGGGGUGGCAGGAGCCGGGCCUGCUCGAGAGCCCCGCGCAGCGUGUCGACGGGCACGAUGCCGACCUGGCACAAGAAGGCGCGGAUCAUUCAGAGCCCAGGACCCUUGUUGCGGCGGGGGACGCGGCGUUGGCGGCGGCCAAGUCGCCGCCGGUGAUCCUGGAAGGGCGGGACGAAGCGUCCUCUGGAGGCAGCGAAGCGCUGCCGGCAGUGGUGGAGGAUGCUCGGCCGGCAGGCGACGGGGCAGUCAUGCUCGCGCCUGGCAACGACAGCGAGCUCGGUGAGGGGGGGCUGGAUGCUGGCGUGUCUGAGGAGGCUGCGUCGGAGGAGGCCGCGCCUGAGGGAGUUACGCCUGAGGGGGCCGCGCCAGAUCUGGGCGACCAGGACGCUGAGUCUGAGCCUGCCAAUGACGCCCCAUCUGAGAACGUCCCCGAGACCGCCGUGGCGGCUGUCGAGGAAAUUCCCAUCAGCCCUAUCGAGGCCAACCUGAAGGAUGCUGCCACAGACGUCCCUGCCACUGCCCCUCCUGCCGAGACUGCAGAGGAUGCCCCUGAGGCAGUGGGCGAGUACGCACAGCUCGAGCCCAGCGGCACCGUCCCACUCAAGGCUACCCCGCAGCCCGCUUCCGAGCAGGAGCGUGAGCAAAGCGCAGUGCCUGCGACUGAGGCCGCCGUGGCUUCAUCAGAGGCCGCCUUGGAACCCUCGCUCGCUCCCACUGUGACGCUCGAGGCCGACAGUACCUCAGCCGAGGCUCGCGAGGGGCCCGCCCUUUCAGCAGCAGAUGCUGGGGAUGUCCCUGUGCCCAUGGCCCCCGCCAGAGAGCAGCCAGCGAUGGAGCCGGUGCAUGAUGAGUUCAGCGACGUGGAAGGCAUCGAGGCAGCGACAUCGAGCGAAGAGGAUGAGCAGGCUGCGGCGCGGGACGGAGCUGGCAGCGUCGCAUGA